AUGGACAGCAUUCAGAAAAUCUUCUUCGGCGAAGAUAGCAAUACCGUGAUGGGCACCGUGAACAAGUAUGGACAGGCAUUUGACAAUGCGCAGUCCCUGGUGCGUGUGCACAUCUUUCAGUCUUUCGCCUUCCACCUUUUUUCUGACACUUUUUUGCCUUGGCCCUUUGGAGGCGUUUCCGGACUUGCCAGGAUGCUUUGGGAUGCUUCUUCUGCGACCCACCGAGAAUUCCGUGCGGAGCGUCGGAAGAUCAACGAGGAGGCCGAUAGAUUAGUGCGUGAAUGUUUGGCUGAUCCGCAAUUCGAGUCCCGUCGUGACUUACUUGCCCUGUUUCUGCAGGCCCAGAAGGAGCUGAAAUUCACGACAAGCUUUGUAAAGGACAUGGUCUUGAAUCUCAUCAUAGCUGGCAGAGAUACGACGGCUUGCUUGCUGUCCUGGAUGUUCUAUGAGAUUGCCAAGAGCCCAGAUAUCCAAAAGCGACUACAUGAUGAGAUCGACAAGAAGUCACCGGCAGGCACCCCACUGGACCUCAAGACUUUGUCGCACAAUGAGAUGCCAUAUCUGCAUGGAGUGGUCUAUGAAGCUUUGCGCCUGUGGCCGCCUGUACCCAUAGAUUCAAAGAUCGCGUAUGCCGAUGACGUGCUGCCCGGUGGGUUCAAAGUGCCGAAGGGAGUACAACUCGCAUGGGCCCCGUACAACAUGGGCCGCGACCCAAAUCGCUACCCAGAUCCCAGAGCCUUUAGGCCUGAGCGAUGGAUCCCAUUUUCUGCACCAGCACAUCAUGAGUUUCCUGUUUUUCAGGCCGGGCCACGCAUAUGCUUGGGCAUGGACAUGGCCUUGUUUGAGGCUAAGAUUGCAACGGUUGAGCUUCUACGCCAUUUGCAAUUCGAGCUGAAGCCCGGGCAACAAAUUACUUAUGGAGACAAGAUCACGAUGAACAUCAAGAACGGUGACAAGGAUGAGCUUCUAGUUUGGAUCAAGAACCGCUAG
Molecule: messenger RNA, 990 nt
Organism: Symbiodinium pilosum
Lineage: Eukaryota; Dinophyceae; Suessiales; Symbiodiniaceae
Source: the annotation of a GenBank genome assembly